AUGGUCAUUUCGGACUAUAGGUUCUAUGAAAAUGUGCCUAUCUACUGCCAUUUAGAAGGCGAGCUACCACCAGCAGAAUCCACUGGGGUAGGCGGCAAAGCAGUGGUGGUCUCCAUAUCAGUAGCAGCCGCGUAUAUGCUGCUAGUCCUGGCGCUGAUGUUCUACUGCAGAAGGAGACGGCUGCAGAGGCGACAGAGAGGUCAGAUGAGUGUUAUGACGUCACUGCUUGUAGGUGUCUCCAUAUCAGUAGCAGCCGCGUAUAUGCUGCUAGUCCUGGCGCUGAUGUUCUACUGCAGAAGGAGACGGCUGCAGAGGCGACAGAGAGGCGAAAAAGAAGAAUUAGAGAUGGCAGAAGGCAGAGAGAAGUUGGUGGAAGAAGAAGAAGACAAACAGAAGAUUGGCAACGGCGCUCCCGUGCAGAACGGCCGGCUGCUGCCCCACGAUAGGGAUAGCGGUGCGGACAACUCAGAAGUGUCGGGGGUGUCCCGCGCUUCGAAGAAAUCGGGACAGUACGACCAUCUCACUGUCCCGAGGGGCUUGCUGACCGAACUAGUGACGCUUGGUCGUGGAGAAUUCGGCGAGGUGUCACUAGCGAAGAUAGAUGUGAACCAAGUGCGGAAGCUCCGCAAGAAAGAGGUGGAAAACGCGGAGCCGAUCAUGACUCAUGUUUUGGUUAAGGCUUUGACAGCUAAGGACGAGGUCCAACUGGCCGAGUUUCGGCGGCAACUGGACUUAUUCGGCCGAAUCCGCCACGAGAACAUAGUCCGGCUCAUCGGCCUAUGUAACGAUGCCGAACCACACUAUAUGCUGCUAGAACACACUGAGUGGGGCGACCUAAAGAACUUCCUAAUCGCCACCCGGACCCCAGAAGAGUCCGAAGAGUAUUUAUCCCGAGCGGGCACCGCGCACCCGCGGCCCGUGGUCUCUCGGGCCGCGCCGCCGCUGUCCGCGCAGCAUCGGGCGUUGCUUGCUGCUCAUUUGGCAGCCGCCGCCAGCCGCUUGGCUGGGAAACGACUUACGCACAGCAACUCUACAUGCCUGGAUGUGAAAUGGCUCACACCAAAGUCAGUUGAGGUCAUUACCAUCAUUGUCACCAUCAUCAUCACCACCCUACUCCUACUAAAGACCAUCACCACCAUGAUCACGAGUCCGAGGAGUACCUCUCUCGAGCGGGCACCGCGCACCCGCGGCCCGUGGUCUCUCGGGCCGCGCCGCCGCUGUCCGCGCAGCAUCGGGCGUUGCUUGCUGCUCAUUUGGCAGCCGCCGCCAGCCGCUUGGCUGGGAAACGUCUCACUCACAGAGACCAUCAGUCAUCAUCAUGAGUCCGAAGAGUAUCUAUCCCGGGCGGGCACCGCGCACCCGCGGCCCGUGGUCUCUCGGGCCGCGCCGCCGCUGUCCGCGCAGCAUCGGGCGUUGCUUGCUGCUCAUUUGGCAGCCGCCGCCAGCCGCUUGGCUGGGAAACGUCUUACGCACAGGUGA
This is a messenger RNA of Ostrinia furnacalis (Asian corn borer), 1479 nucleotides long. Its product is annotated as ALK tyrosine kinase receptor-like. Gene Ontology annotation, biological process: protein phosphorylation. The record is from RefSeq and is a predicted model, not a curated record. The transcript is spliced from 9 exons. Bases 1 to 1479 code for a protein of 492 amino acids. Gene Ontology annotation, molecular function: ATP binding; transmembrane receptor protein tyrosine kinase activity. Lineage: Eukaryota; Metazoa; Arthropoda; Insecta; Lepidoptera; Crambidae.